AUGGAGUCGGUCCAAAAAGGCUACCAAAAAAUACAGGAAGUAUCGCAAAGGGUGACGGAGAACGAGAAAGUCCAGCAGAGCGUGGAAUGGGCGAAGAAGCGAGCUUCGGAGAUCGCCGAGUCUGAGCGUGUGCAGAAGGGGCUCGAGGUCGCCAAGGACACCGGCAAAGUGGUGAUGGAGAAAACGCAGCAGGGACUCGAAGCCGUGAAGGAGAAAACAAGGGAAUUGCGUGCGGGAGCUGGCACUGUAUGGGAGAAAGGCCGAGGCAGCAUCCAACGAAUUCGGACAGAGGGAGUGAGUGCAGUGGCUUGGCGGGGUUCCGCCAGAGAUACCUUGGACAUCGCCGCCAGGGAGGAGCAGUGGAAGGACAUCAAGGUCCAAGGCGCUGAGGAGCUUUUGGUGCCGGCGCGGACGGAGCACACCUGUGCUUAUCACGUGUCCAAGGGCAGUACACUUCGGUGGACUUUCCGCGUUAAGGAUUACGACAUUGGCUUUGCAGUCAGGAUGCGCGUUCAAGUCUGGGGAGGAGCGCAGGAAGAAGAGGUUUUGGCAGUGGAGCGAUAUGACAACAAGGACACCAUCUCUGGCAGUUGGGUGGCAGACGAGGACCGAACAAUGAUCCUGGCGUUUGACAACAGAUUCAGUAAGCUGCGCUCAAAGACGGUGGCGUACCUUGUUGGGACCGAGAAGCCUCCUUCCUUCGUGGAGGAGCCCCAGCCCCCGGCAGCCCAAGCGGAACAACCGGAACAACCGGAACAACCGGUGGUGUAG
Messenger RNA from Effrenium voratum, 771 nucleotides. The record is from the annotation of a GenBank genome assembly. Lineage: Eukaryota; Dinophyceae; Suessiales; Symbiodiniaceae.